UUACUAAACAGACACCCGCAGCACUCCACCCUACCUCCUGAAGUACAACCUCUCCCUGAGUGUGUCAAGGUUACGCACUCUUCCCCACGGCCUCCAUCUUAACCUGUGGAUUUACAUGUGACAGCAAAGGUCAAGGAAUGAAUGUGCUGUGACGUUGUCCAGUUGGAAGGCAGAUAAGAUGGCCUCUGGGUCAAAAUCAGUAUUGUUUGUUAUAAUUGCAACAACCAACAUGCCACCGAACAAAGGCUCAUGGCCUUGGUUUCUAUACUGGCAACUUAUGUUUCAAAUGUGAGAAUGAAUGUACAAACACAGCUGUUUAUGCUCGCUUCAACAGCUUUUCGUGAUAUUAUUUAGCUUCAAAGGCGCAGGGUUUCUUUCAAAUCAACCAACAAGUGAGAAAGUAAGUGCAGCAGAGAGAAAGAAAAUGAUCUUUAUUCAUUAAUUGUCCUCGUUCUUUUCCAUUCCACUCCACACUGUUAUUACUGUCAACUUCUUUUCCAUUCCACUACACACUGUUAUUACCGUCAACGUCAGACGGAUUCUUUCUUUCAGGGGCCUUGUCGUCAAAAUGACCAAGCUGUAUAGGUGAAGGUUGAAUAAAUAAAUAAAUGACAUUUCACAGAUCCCCCUCCUCCUCCCCAACCCCUCCCAUCCUCAGCCCCCUCUCCACUCACCUGCCUCAUUCCUCCUGUGUACCUCCCCUUGGGCAGGUAAACCAGUCGGGUAUAUAAAUAUAUUCAAACCUCAGUUAGCUAUCCAGGGAGCUCUGGGGUGACUCGAGACGUCGAGAAGUGAGAGAGAGAAGUGUAAACGUGUAACAGGUGGAGUUUCUCAGGAUAAGGAGCAAGUAUAUUCUCUUUACAAACCACUGGGAUUGAGAGUCCUAGAACAGGAGUGCAAGGAUGGGGCUUGGAAAGGGGAAAGAUGAUUAUAAGCUGGCGGCGACCUCCGAGGACAAUGGAAAUAAAAAGAGCAAAAAGGAGGUGAAGAAAGCAAAGGAGAAGAAGGACAUGGACGAUCUGAAAAAGGAAGUUGACCUGGAUGACCACAAGUUGACCUUGGAUGAACUUCAUAAGAAAUACGGCACAGACUUAGCCAGGGGUCUAUCCUCAGCUCGGGCUAAGGAGAUCCUUCUUCGUGAUGGCCCCAACACCCUGACCCCUCCUCCCACUACCCCUGAGUGGGUGAAGUUCUGCAGGCAGCUCUUUGGUGGGUUCUCUAUGCUCCUAUGGAUUGGUGCUAUGCUCUGCUUCCUGGCCUACGGAAUCCAGGCCGCCUCCGAGGAUGAGCCAGCUAAUGAUAAUUUGUACCUGGGUGUGGUGCUCUCUGUUGUCGUCAUUGUCACUGGCUGUUUCUCCUACUACCAAGAGGCCAAGAGCUCAAAGAUCAUGGACUCCUUCAAGAACCUGGUCCCACAGCAAGCCCUGGUUGUCCGUGACGGUGAGAAGAAGAACAUCAACGCUGAAGAAGUGGUGGUUGGAGAUCUGGUGGAGGUGAAAGGAGGAGAUAGGAUCCCAGCUGAUUUGCGUAUUGUCUCUGCCAGCGGCUGCAAGGUGGACAACUCCUCCCUCACUGGUGAAUCUGAGCCCCAGACACGUACUCCGGAUUUCUCCAAUGACAACCCCCUGGAGACAAGGAACAUUGCCUUCUUCUCUACCAACUGUGUUGAAGGAACUGCCAGAGGUAUCGUCAUCAACACUGGUGACCACACUGUCAUGGGUCGUAUCGCUACCUUGGCCACGAGUCUGGAGGGUGGGAAGACGCCUAUAGCCAAAGAGAUUGAGCACUUUAUCCACAUCAUCACCGGUGUGGCCGUCUUCCUGGGCGUGUCUUUCUUCGUCCUCUCCCUCAUUCUGGGAUAUGGUUGGCUGGAAGCUGUCAUCUUCCUCAUUGGAAUCAUUGUUGCUAAUGUGCCAGAGGGUCUCUUGGCUACUGUAACUGUGUGCUUAACUCUGACUGCCAAGCGUAUGGCCAAGAAGAACUGCCUGGUGAAGAAUCUUGAAGCUGUUGAGACCCUUGGCUCCACCUCCACCAUUUGCUCUGACAAGACCGGAACCCUGACUCAGAACAGAAUGACCGUGGCUCACAUGUGGUUCGACAACCAGAUUCAUGAGGCUGACACCACAGAGAAUCAGAGUGGUACCUGCUUCGACAAAAGCUCUGCCACCUGGGCUUCCCUGGCUAGAGUCGCUGGCCUGUGCAACCGCGCCGUCUUCCUGGCAGAACAGAACAAUGUACCUAUCCUCAAGAGAGAUGUGGCUGGUGAUGCUUCAGAGUCUGCCCUGCUGAAGUGUAUCGAGUUGUGCUGCGGGUCUGUCAAAGACAUGAGAGAAAAGUACAGCAAGAUCGCUGAGAUUCCCUUCAACUCCACCAACAAAUAUCAGCUCUCCAUUCAUAAGAACAUCGUGGCCGGAGAGUCCAAUCACCUACUGGUGAUGAAGGGAGCCCCUGAGAGGAUUCUGGACCGCUGCUCCACCAUUUUGAUUCAGGGCAAAGAACAGCCUCUGGAUGACGAGUUGAAGGAAGCCUUCCAGAACGCUUACGAAGAGCUGGGAGGGCUGGGAGAGAGAGUGCUGGGUUUCUGUCAUUUCCAGCUUCCUGAUGACCAGUUCGCGGAGGGCUUCCAGUUCGAUUGUGAAGAGGUGAACUUCCCAACUGAGAAUCUGUGCUUCGUUGGACUAAUGUCCAUGAUUGACCCUCCCCGUGCUGCUGUGCCUGACGCUGUAGGAAAGUGCAGGAGUGCUGGAAUCAAGGUUAUCAUGGUCACUGGUGAUCAUCCCAUCACUGCUAAAGCCAUUGCUAAGGGUGUGGGCAUCAUUUCUGAAGGAAACGAGACUGUUGAGGACAUCGCUGCUCGUCUGAAAAUCCCAGUUUCUGAGGUCAAUCCAAGAGAUGCCAAGGCCUGUGUUGUCCACGGUGGAGAGCUGAAGGACCUGUCAGCCGAACAGUUGGAUGACAUUUUGGCCCAUCAUACUGAGAUUGUGUUUGCCAGAACUUCUCCUCAGCAGAAGCUGAUCAUUGUGGAGGGCUGCCAGCGUCAGGGUGCUAUUGUAGCUGUGACAGGUGAUGGUGUGAAUGAUUCUCCUGCUCUGAAGAAGGCUGACAUAGGUGUUGCUAUGGGUAUCUCUGGAUCUGACGUCUCCAAGCAGGCUGCAGACAUGAUCCUCCUGGAUGACAACUUUGCCUCCAUCGUGACUGGUGUUGAAGAGGGCCGUCUGAUCUUUGACAACUUGAAGAAGUCCAUCGCCUACACCCUGACCAGUAAUAUUCCAGAAAUCUCACCUUUCCUCCUCUUCAUCAUCGCCAACAUUCCACUGCCCCUAGGAACCGUCACCAUCCUCUGUAUCGACUUGGGAACUGAUAUGGUCCCAGCUAUCUCCCUGGCCUAUGAAGAAGCUGAGAACGACAUCAUGAAGCGACAGCCCAGAAACCCCAAAACUGACAAACUGGUGAAUGAGAGGCUCAUUAGCAUAGCCUACGGUCAAAUUGGUAUGAUGCAGGCCACAGCUGGAUUCUUCACAUACUUUGUUAUCCUGGCUGAGAACGGGUUCUUGCCCAUGGAUUUGCUGGGUAUGCGUGUGGACUGGGACAACAAGAUAAUGAACGACAUGGAGGACAGCUACGGCCAGCAGUGGACAUAUGAGCGCAGAAAGAUUGUGGAGUUCACCUGCCACACAGCAUUCUUCGCCAGUAUUGUAGUUGUACAGUGGGCUGAUUUGAUCAUCUGUAAGACCAGGAGGAACUCCAUCCUUCAGCAGGGAAUGAAGAACCGUAUUCUCAUCUUCGGACUGUUUGAGGAAACUGCCCUGGCUGUCUUCCUGUCCUACUGUCCUGGAAUGGAUGUCGCCCUCAGAAUGUACCCCCUCAAGCCUUGCUGGUGGUUCUGUGCCUUACCCUACUCUCUGCUCAUCUUCCUCUAUGAUGAGGGUAGGAGAUACAUCCUGCGACGAAACCCAGGAGGUUGGGUGGAACAGGAGACCUACUACUGACAAAAAGAGGCUAUCCCCAGGAUCACUCAACGUCACUCUGCUGCUACAUCUCAACCAACAACAUUACACUACAUUUCAAUCUGCUACAUUACCAUUACAUCCAAUGAACACUGUGAUGGUGCACUCAGCCGCAUUGAGGAGUUCUUAAUUGUGAUAAUGCAAAUUGAAAUAAACAUCACUUCAACACUAA
Molecule: messenger RNA, 4179 nt
Organism: Oncorhynchus tshawytscha (Chinook salmon)
Lineage: Eukaryota; Metazoa; Chordata; Actinopteri; Salmoniformes; Salmonidae
Product: sodium/potassium-transporting ATPase subunit alpha-1
Exons: 21
Coding region: 903-3989 (1028 amino acids)
Biological process (GO): sodium ion export across plasma membrane; proton transmembrane transport; intracellular potassium ion homeostasis
Cellular component (GO): membrane
Molecular function (GO): ATP hydrolysis activity; P-type sodium:potassium-exchanging transporter activity; ATP binding
Source: RefSeq, a predicted model, not a curated record